AUGAUUUCUAAAAUCUCUUCAAAAUCUAACUCUAGCUUAGCCUCAAACGACGAAGACAGCUCUUACUAAACAUAAUUCCAUCAUCAACCACAUUUCCAAUUAGAAGAUGGAAUUUUUAAGUCCAAGUAAUUUAAAUAAAGAAGAAAAACUAUCCAAUAUGGAUAGAAAGAUAGAAGCAGUGCCAUCUAUAAGUACAUCAAAGAGAAGCAAAAGGCCUUUCUUGAUUACAAACCAAGAGCUUAAAUUUCUUAAUUCUCCGCUGAAGAGGAUAGAAUCCUAAUCUUGCUUGUUAAGAAGUUAGGACCUAAGUUCAAUAAAAUAACAAGGUAUUUCUCAGGAAAAACAGUUAAUAUGAUUAAAAAUAGAUAUUAUAAGGCUCUACGAUAUGUUGAAUCUCAAGAAAUUCCAAAGGAACUUGAAGAAGAACUUCUUUCAAACAACAAUGAUUCAAGAAUUAUUGGUAGGAAAAUUCUAAAUUUAUGGCCCCAACAUAAAUAUAUGAGUUCUGUGUUAGAGAACAGCCCUCUCUUUCCAGAAGCAAAGGAAAUUUUGCACACCUUUUUGAGUUCAUUUUAAUAACUCAUCAGCAAUUGCAAAAGUGACAAAUGAAAUAUAUAUAUAUGUUAUAAAACAUAAUUAACAGUACUAAA
Molecule: messenger RNA, 650 nt
Organism: Paramecium tetraurelia
Lineage: Eukaryota; Ciliophora; Oligohymenophorea; Peniculida; Parameciidae
Exons: 1
Source: RefSeq, a predicted model, not a curated record